AUGUCAAAUGCUGUGGGCACUGGCCAGGAGAGUUUGUCCCAGGAAGUUUCGCAUGGGGCAUAUUCUGCAGAUGACCAGGAUAUAUUGAGGAGGGCAUUGGGGACUCCUGACCAUCCUGGUCUUCUUAGGGGUGUCGGUUAUGGAGUCACCAAGAGAGAUUACUUUGGGUACCGACAAAAGCCCUCUUCAUCGUGCACGCCUUCCUCUGCUGAGUUCAUGGAGCUGAAGGAAGAAACACGCUGGUUAAAGGAGCAGGUUAAAGUGCAAGCGCUCCUAAUCGAGCAGUUGAUCAAGAUACAAGCACCACAGCCGGCUCCGAAUCUCAGCCCAAGUGGCAAAGACAGCUGCACAUUCUCCUUGCUACCUGAGUUGAACACUACUAUUGAUGCGAAUUAUGCCCUCCCGAUUCCCACCCCAGAUGCAGAGACAGUGGCUCAAGCAGUGGGUAGCUUUGUCGCUUGGCCUGGCCGUCUUCUUACAUUAGGACAUCCUUCAAAGUCUAAGGGGAAGAAGAGCCUAUUGGGUGAUCACUCAUUAUCAUCACCACAGAAGCAGCCCUCUGAGCCCGUUCAAGUGGUAUCAUCAAGAUUCCGAAUAUGUCUUGAGGAAUAUGCAAUUGGGGCCAGAUUAGAACAUGGCGAGGAUUUCAUGAUUCCCCUAGAGUUUGAGCCAGAGGUAUACGGUCGACCCUCGUCAGAUUAUGUCACAAAUGAAGUAUUGAAAGAGAUUCUGACGCAUGGAAUGGCCAGCACAAAUGCCUGUAACUUUUAUAUCAGAUAUCUUUUCAAGAACUUCAUAGCCCCUGGUGGCCUUGAUGACAAGUUCAAGAUUCAGCCCCCACACUUUUGCUGGCCACGGACCUAA
Messenger RNA from Neltuma alba, 864 nucleotides. RefSeq lists its product as uncharacterized. Lineage: Eukaryota; Viridiplantae; Streptophyta; Magnoliopsida; Fabales; Fabaceae. The coding region runs from base 1 to 864 and encodes 287 amino acids. The record is from RefSeq and is a predicted model, not a curated record. The transcript has 5 exons.